AUGUCUACCACCGAUCACCCGGAGUCCGGGGUGCCCGACUCCAGCGACCAUCAUGAGUCGGGGGUGACCACGACUUCUCCGCAGCAGAGCUCCCACCCCGAUCCCACCACCACAGAGUCCACCUCUGCCCCGGUGAACCCAGACCCGAUCGCCGAUGCACCUACAUCGACCGUAUCGGCCGAUCCUCAACAGUCUCCCGCAGGCGAGGAUGCGGCCACUGCGCCCCAGCACCCCGCAACCGGUGGCGAAACCGUCGCCCCUAUGACAGCAACGACUAGCACUACGACAACCCCGGCCAACGACACCACCACCGCUAUCGCGCAGUCUCAAAAUCCAGACACGCCGUCAAUGGCGACCUUGGAGCUCAAGUCGGGCGCAGACGUUUCGUCGGACCAGUCGGAGGAUAUCUCAGGGAAGGAGGUUGAGGAUGCGGGUCCAUCGCUGGUCAUCACGCUGUUGCUGACGACGGGAUCGCGGCACCCGUUUACGAUCGAUGCGAAGUAUCUGCGGAAGCAAUCGGUUAAUGUUGAGAAUGAUGAUCCCUUUGCGAUGAGUGUUUAUACGCUGAAGGAAUUGAUUUGGCGGGAGUGGCGAUCGGACUGGGAAACCCGUCCAUCGUCGCCGAGCUCGAUCCGUUUGAUUUCUUUUGGAAAGUUGUUGGAUGACAAGUCCCCUCUGUCUGACUCAAAAUUCAGCGCAGACCACCCUAAUGUCGUACACAUGACUGUCAAACCGCAAGAGGUGGUGGACGAGGAAGAUGCCAAGGGUGCAAAGGCACACCUGAACCGUGAUCGCGAAGCCAGCGAGCGCAGCCCCGGCUGUCGCUGUGUCAUCCUAUAA
Messenger RNA from Penicillium subrubescens, 840 nucleotides. RefSeq lists its product as uncharacterized. Bases 1 to 840 code for a protein of 279 amino acids. The transcript is spliced from 3 exons. NCBI's taxonomy places the organism in Eukaryota, Fungi, Ascomycota, Eurotiomycetes, Eurotiales, Aspergillaceae. The record is from RefSeq and is a predicted model, not a curated record.